Molecule: messenger RNA, 2071 nt
Organism: Nannospalax galili (Upper Galilee mountains blind mole rat)
Lineage: Eukaryota; Metazoa; Chordata; Mammalia; Rodentia; Spalacidae
Gene: Prim2
Product: DNA primase subunit 2
Exons: 14
Coding region: 200-1723 (507 amino acids)
Biological process (GO): DNA replication, synthesis of primer
Cellular component (GO): alpha DNA polymerase:primase complex
Source: RefSeq, a predicted model, not a curated record
AUCUCCCGCCACCGAGGAAGCGCUCUUGUCUACGCGGGUGUUUUCUCCAAUUUGGGUGCUGGCAGGUAAAAGAACUCCAGUGGGCUGAGUUGGGACAGAAGGAAUCGUGGGAAACAAAGGCUGCAGAAGACAGGUGCGGAAGACAGCUGAUCUGUUUCCCAGAGUUGUAAGACAAGUAACUCUGAUCCGGGUGACCAAGAUGGAGUUUUCAGGAAGACUGCGGAAGAAGUUGAGGUUGGCAUGUGACCAGAAAAAUGCUUGUUACCCUCACAGCCUCCAGUUUUACUUGCAGCCCCCCUCUGAGAACAUAUCUUUGAUAGAGUUUGAAAACCUGGCUAUUGAUAGAGUUAAAUUGCUAAAAGCAGUUGAAAAUCUUGGGGUGAGCUAUGUGAAAGGAACAGAACAAUACCAGAAUAAGUUAGAAGCUGAGAUUCGAAAGCUCAAGUUUUCCUACAGAGAAAACUUAGAAGAUGAAUAUGAACCCCGAAGAAGAGAUCAUAUUUCUCACUUUAUUUUGCGCCUCGCUUAUUGCCAGUCUGAAGAUCUUAGAAGAUGGUUCAUUCAACAAGAAAUGGAUCUUCUUCGAUUUCGAUUCAAUAUUUUACCCAAGGAUAAAAUUCAAAAUUUCCUAAAGGAUAGCCAUUUACAUUUUGAAGCUAUAAGUGAUGAAGAGAAGACCCUUCGUGAACAGGAGAUUAUUGCCUCCUCACCAAGUUUAAAUGGAGUUAAGUGGGAAUCGGAGUCAGUUUAUAAGAUCCCCUUUGCUGAUGCUCUGGACUUGUUCCGAGGAAGGAGAGUCUACUUGGAAGACGGCUUUGCGUAUGUGCCACUUAAGGACAUUGUGGCAAUCAUCCUGAAUGAGUUUAGAGCCAAUCUGUCCAAGGCCUUGGCACUAACGGCCAGGUCCUUGCCUACUGUGCAGUCUGAUGAACGACUUCAGCCUCUCCUCAACCACCUCAGCCAUUCUUACACUGGUCAAGAUUACAGUACACAGAGGAAUGCUGGGAAGAUUUCCUUAGAUCAGAUUGAUUCGCUUUCUACCAAAUCCUUUCCACCUUGCAUGCGUCAGUUGCAUAAGGCUUUGCGGGAUAAUCACCAUCUUCGUCAUGGAGGCCGGAUGCAGUAUGGUCUGUUCCUGAAGGGCAUCGGUUUGACCUUGGAACAGGCAUUACAGUUCUGGAAGCAAGAAUUUAUCAAAGGCAAGAUGGAUCCAGACAAGUUUGAUAAAGGUUACUCUUACAAUAUCCGCCAUAGCUUUGGAAAGGAAGGCAAGCGGACAGACUAUACGCCUUUCAGUUGCAUGAAGAUUAUUCUCACCAAUCCACCAAGCCAAGGGGAUUAUCAUGGGUGCCCAUUUCGUCACAGCGAUCCAGAGCUGCUGAAGCAGAAGCUGCAGGCAUUCAAGAUCUCUCCCACGGGAAUAAGCCAGAUUUUGGACUUAGUAAAGGGGACGCAUUACCAGGUAGCCUGCCAGAAGUACUUCGAGAUGACACAUAAUGUGGAUGAUUGUGGCUUUUCUUUGAACCAUCCGAAUCAGUUCUUCCUCGAGAGUCAGCGGCUCCUGACUGGUGGCAAAGACAUCAAGAAGGAAUCCAGCCAGCCGGAAACACCUCAGCCCAAACCCAGUGUUCAGAAAACCAGGGAUGCAGCGUCUGCCCUGGCCUCUCUAAACUCCUCCCUAGAAACGGAGUUGGAGGGGCUGGAAGACUACUUUAGUAACUGACUCAGGCAGUACAGUAACCUUACCCCAUCAGACCUUUCCUGUUUGUAAGGUUUUGCCUUUUUCUUUUUAACCUUUCCAGUGAACACCCUCCUCUGCCUCGUGCACACAUGUCUAUUAGGAAAGCAGGGCUUCCUCUACUCUGCUCUAUUUGGCAUAAAGGAAAAGAAAGAGUUACUAUUGAAAUCUUUUACUGAAUGGUAUUAUUUAAAUCCUGUUUUAGAAAAUCCAGACAGCACUUGAGGACUAGAAGCAAUCAGCUAAAACCAACUUUUAAUGUUUAAUAUGCUAUAAUGUUGACCCAAUCCUUUUCUGGACUGUUUGUGUUAAUAAAUAUCAAAAUGUAUAUGA